This is a messenger RNA of Asparagus officinalis (garden asparagus), 1874 nucleotides long. RefSeq names its product PHD finger protein ING1. The transcript is spliced from 7 exons. The record is from RefSeq and is a predicted model, not a curated record. Gene Ontology annotation, cellular component: nucleus. Lineage: Eukaryota; Viridiplantae; Streptophyta; Magnoliopsida; Asparagales; Asparagaceae. Bases 112 to 801 code for a protein of 229 amino acids.
CGACCCGUUGCCUCUUUCUCUCUAGGGCUCAAUUCGAUAGAAAGUAGAAAACCCUUUUCGACCAAAUUUAGGGCGCCAAAUAAUCAAAAUCAAGAAUUUCACAAUCUCGCUAUGGGUUUUCACGAGGAUUUCCAAGCCAGUAUUGAAUCCUUGCCAGUAAUUCUGAAUCGUCACUAUGCAACCAUGCGGGAUUUGGACAAAAGUUUGCAGGGAGUCCAACGACAAAAUGAACAACGCUGUGAACAAGAAAUGGAGGAAAUUAGGCGAGGAAUUGAAUCUCGUGAUAUCACUCCUGGUAGAUCUCAUAUCAAAUUUUCAGAUGAAGCUCUCGAUGAACAGAAGCAUUGCGUAAGGAUUGCUGAUGAAAAAGUGAAUUUGGCUACUCUAGUUUAUGAUUUGGUGGAUGAGCAAAUCUGCCUACUUGAUCAGUACAUGAAAAAACUCGAAGGCCUUCGGCAAGAGAGGGAACUCGCAGCUAGUGGUGGAUCCAGUGCCUUGAACAGUGAUGGGAUUACGAGAUCAGCAAGAUCUACUGAGAGCAGUAGAGGAGGGCGUAAAAAGACAAAAUUAGCAACGCCGACAGAGCAACCAAGUGCAGAUUUUGAAUUGCCAGUAGACCCGAAUGAACCAACAUACUGCAUCUGCAACCAAGUUAGCUGGGGGGAGAUGAUUGCAUGUGACAACCCUGAUUGUAAGAUUGAAUGGUUCCACUUUCAGUGUGUGGGUUUAAAAGAACAUCCAAAAGGCAAAUGGUACUGUUCGAGUUGCGUUGGGUUACCAAAGCGUCGCAAGACUAAAUGAUUUGCUUUCUGGCCCAAGAGUCAAUGUUAUUAUGGUCCAGGAUAGAAAGUCUACAUGAGCAAUAGCAAAGAGUGAGUUUAUCUGUAGUUAUCAACUCUAUGAAAGCCGGUGUUUCUCAACAUGCAAUCGAAUUCGAGUUCUACAGUCUAUGUUAUGGGUACUGAAGAUAAGGUUGAUUUCAGAUUGUGAGCUCGCAUCAGCUCAUUUGUAACGAUGGAUUGGAGCUCAUCAAAACAAUAUCUUGGGUUACAUGUUUAGUUUUCAAAUAGGGGUAGUUGCAUAUUUGACCACCUAUAGUAUCACUGUUUUGAAUUUACUACUACUCCGUUUUGGAAGACAAGACUCUUCGGUAAAAUUUUAUCCAGCUGAAAAUUUGGCAAAUAUUGCUCUUUCAUGAAAUUAGUGAGUCUGAGGGUGAAGGAGCCAAAAAAAUUUACCAAGGGGGUCUAUCUCCUAAAAUAAAACCACAAGUGUACUAAGUACAGAAUACCGAUACUACAGUGGGUCUAUGUGCAAUUAACCCUUCAAAUAUAACGAACAAUGUUGGCCUCUGGUUGUUGUAUCCUCCUAGCCUGAAAAUUCUGCUGAACAAAGUUCUAAAAUUUUACCAAAGAGUAUAUCUUCUAAAAUGAAGUAGUAGUAAAUUCAAAACAAUGAUACUAUAGGUGGUCAAAUAUGCAACUACCCCUAUUUGAAAACUAAACAUGUAACCCAAGAUAUUGUUUUGAUGAGCUCCAAUCCAUCGUUACAAAUGAAUUGAUGCGAGCUCACAAUCAGAAAUCAACCUUAUCUUCAGUACCCAUAACAUAGACUGUAGAACUCGAAUUCGAUUGCAUGUUGAGAAACACCGGCUUUCAUACGUACUGUUGAACAAAGUUCUAUUUUCUUGUUACCUUUAUACAUGCAUCACGUAUCCUGUGCGCUGGAAACAUAUUGAAACUCGUAUUAGAUUCUGAAGUUUUUGAGAAGUAACCCAAAAUGUGCGAAGGUUCUGCGAACCUGAAGAUACUUGUCCCAUUACAUUGUAUUUUUAUGUUACAGUGCCAAUCUAGUUACAUGUUCUUUUAUGAGAA